Messenger RNA from Helobdella robusta, 1740 nucleotides. RefSeq lists its product as hypothetical. Gene Ontology annotation, cellular component: replication fork protection complex. Bases 1 to 1740 code for a protein of 579 amino acids. The record is from RefSeq and is a predicted model, not a curated record. Lineage: Eukaryota; Metazoa; Annelida; Clitellata; Rhynchobdellida; Glossiphoniidae. Gene Ontology annotation, molecular function: DNA binding. The transcript has 15 exons. Gene Ontology annotation, biological process: DNA replication checkpoint signaling; DNA repair; replication fork arrest.
AUGUCAGCGGAAUUGCAGGCAACCUGUGCUUCUCUGGGCUACUCUGAUGAAGAUGGUCACUAUCAAAGAGAACCGGACUGUCUCGAAUCAAUAAAAGAUCUAAUUCGUUUUUUGAAGCGUGACGAUGAGACAUGCAGUAUCAGACGACAACUUGGUUCGGCGGCCAUCUUGCAGAAUGAUCUGAUACCAAUCCUGAAACUAAUUGGUUCCAACUUAGUAUUUCUGGAAACUGUUUUGAGACUCUUGGUUAACCUUACACAGCCUGCCUGCCUCUGUUUUAGGGAACAAAUUCCUGACGAUAAACUAGCUAGGCAGAAUUUACUAGAAGUCGAAUCAUACCUACUCGACUAUAAAGAAUCAUUUGUCGAUGAGGUCCUAUUCUCUAUCCUAUCAACUGAACUAGGAAAUCUGCUGCAAAAGGAAUGGAGUGAUCGUGAGGAGGAGGACAGGAUGUUGAUAGAAAGAAUCGUGCUGCUCGUUCGAAACGUUUUGCUCAUUCCUACAGACCUGGAAAAAGAACAGCGUACUGAUGAUGAUGCCAGCAUUCAUGAUCAAAUUCUAUGGUCUCUGCACUCUGGUGGCUUCAUUGAUUUGUUGCUAUAUAUAGCCAGCUCUGAUGAUGAGAGGGCAUUAGCACUCCAUGUGCUUGAGAUCACCUCAUUAAUAUUCAUGGAGCAGACACCAGAUCAACUGGCUUCAUGUGGAACCUCUAGACCUGCCGAUGAUAAGGCCAAAGAUACUAAAGAGCUUGAACUGAUGCUGGACAAAGAGCGUCACAGCAGACGAGCGUCCAUCUUGAAAUGUGGCUCCCGCCAUUCCAGAUUUGGUGGAACGUUCCAGAUGAAAGAUUUCAAGUCGAUUUCCGACAGGGAUUUCAUUUUCGAGGGAGUUUUCAAGAUGAAUUUGAGUAAAGGAAAAGUAGGUCGACGAAAGGCUAAAAAUAGACGACCAAUAGCAGAAGCGGAAGUAGUAAGGAGGUCAACUUUUGUUGUGAGGUCAAUGCUGAAGGAAUUUUGCGUGCAGUUUCUUGAGAACUGCUACAACCCUCUGAUGAGGGUUGUCAAGGACGCCCUGAUAAGGUCAAAGGCCCAAGAAAAUGACGAGUCUUAUUAUUUCAAGGUCAUGACCUUUAUAAUGCAUUUCAACAGGAAGUUUGAAUUCAAGUCUGCCCUAGUUGGUGAGACCUUGUCCAUAACCACCUUCCACUAUGUAACGACACAACUGAUCAAGUACCAUGAGCUGGUCCUCUCUGAUAAAAAAGAUGCAAUCAUUUGGUCUAAAAGGAUGCACCUGGCGCUCAGGGCCUACAACGAAUUGCUACAGUGCAUAAUGAAGAUGGACCAAUCAGAUGAGAGCUCAGUUAGGGAAAGUUCAAGGGUCAUUAAAAGUAACAUAUUCUACACAAUGGAGUAUAGAGAUUUAUUCCUGUUACUGUUGAAGAAAUAUGACGUCACCAAACAGUCAAGACAAUUCCUGCAAGAUCUGUUGGAGGCGAAUCACGUGUUCGUCCGAAUGCUCGAGUUGACCUGCCGGGCAGACCGUCACCUCGUCAUCCAGAGGAAGAAGAGGAGGAUCAGAAGGAGAAGGAGGAAGAAGAAGAAGGAGACGACGAUGGUGGAAAAGGAUGAAGGUGACAAUGAUUAUCAGCAUCAUCAUCAUUAUUAUUAUCAUUAUCACAUCGUCGCCCCAAGCAGAGCCAGCAAAGUCGACGGCAGAGCAAGCUUGGGAUGCCAUAAGUAG